This is a messenger RNA of Pomacea canaliculata, 6970 nucleotides long. Its product is annotated as nucleolysin TIAR-like. Bases 913 to 1956 code for a protein of 347 amino acids. Gene Ontology annotation, cellular component: ribonucleoprotein complex; cytoplasmic stress granule; nucleus. The record is from RefSeq and is a predicted model, not a curated record. The transcript is spliced from 12 exons. Gene Ontology annotation, biological process: nuclear-transcribed mRNA catabolic process, nonsense-mediated decay; regulation of mRNA stability; cytoplasmic stress granule assembly. Gene Ontology annotation, molecular function: poly(A) binding; mRNA 3'-UTR binding; poly(U) RNA binding. Lineage: Eukaryota; Metazoa; Mollusca; Gastropoda; Architaenioglossa; Ampullariidae.
AGGGAAGGGAGUGUGUGGAGGGACACCCCAUGGAGGGGAGCGAGCGGUGAGAACGAGGCGAUCAAGCAAGUACCGGGUCUGUGUGCAUGGCGGGCUAGCGGUGAGUGAGACACAACAGAAGGGGGGGCCAGCAGAACGUUGCAAGCCAGCUUUCUAGUAUCCUGCCUGCCAGCUGAGAGAGAGCACACGACACAUUCCCCAGUUUCGACAAGCGGCGAUCAGUGGCGUGGUGUGCGACCAAGUGAACACUACUGCGGGGGAAAGGCACACGAAGGGUGGCUCGGACUAAGGCGGUCAUGUUGUGAAGGCGGUGCCCGCCCUUGCCAACAAACACCCGUUUGCUGUUCGUAUUGAACGGCGUGUGUGCGUGUGUGACUCGCAGGGAAACGCCGGGCGCUCUCUGGUGUUGGAAGUACGACUAGAGGCAAGCCCGGAGAUCGCGGCGAGGCUGACAGCGUUGGUGUGUGUGUCGGUGUGGUGCUUGUGGUGUAGGUAGUGGAGAGUGCACGGCCAGGCGCCUUUGCGGCUCACGCUCUUUUGGACCCCGGGAUCUUUUGGCCUGUCUGCCAGUCCAGCGCACCCGCCCGCUGCACGCCCGCCAGAGCAAGCGCGUGCUAGAGAGAGCCCAACGGGACCAGAGAGCGAGCGGGUGGGGGGUACCAACGGUGUGAGAGAGAGAGAGAAAAAUUGAAGUAAACCACGGAGUUGCGUGAAACGGCGAGAGCGAGCCAGCGGCGAGGCGGCAGGCCGGCUUCCUCCUCCUCCUCCUGCACCUCCAUCCCGUGGUGUCCCACGAGCGAGAGUGUCCCGUGCUAAUAACCUAUUAUUAUCUUUGCCACAACGAUUGCCGCCCGUGCCACGAGUCCUGCAUUACCAGCCACCAUUGCGGUCCACAGUUACCGGCGGCUGAGGAUGCACCCCUACUACUACGUGCAGUACGUCCCCAUCUCUCUCAAGCAGGAUUUGGAGAUGAAGGUGAACUGGGCCUCGUCCCCAAGCCUGCAGCCGAAGAUGGACACCAGCAAGCACUACCAUAUUUUUGUGGGGGACCUCAGCCCGGACAUAGAGCAACAUCAACUGCGAGAUGCCUUCAGAGUCUUUGGCGAAAUAUCGGACUGUAAGAUCAUCCGAGAUCCACAAACGCUGAAAUCCAAAGGCUACGGAUUCGUGUCCUUCAUCCAGAAAGUGGACGCUGAAACAGCCAUCAACAAUAUGAACGGACAGUGGCUAGGGUCACGACCGAUCCGGACAAACUGGGCCACGCGAAAACCGCCAGCUCCAACUCCGAAAGAAACAGGUGUAAAGCAGUUGUCCUAUGAGGAAGUCUACAACCAGAGCAGCCCUACAAACUGUACCGUGUACUGUGGGGGCGUCACCAACGGACUGACAGAGGAUGCCAUCCGUGAAGCAUUCAAGCGGUUUGGAACUAUUCAGGAAAUACGUGUGUUCAAAGACAAAGGCUACGCUUUUAUCAGAUUUGCAACAAAGGAGGCAGCGACCACAGCAAUCUGCCAAGUCCAUGGUACUACUAUAUUGGAUCAGACUGUCAAGUGCUCUUGGGGCAAAGAGUCUAAUGACCCCAGUCAGACCCCACAGCCUGCGGUUCAGCAGGCUUCUUUGGGCGCCCAGCCAUACGGGCAGUUCUACAACAUGGGUGCUGCCACCUACUGGAAUGGUGCCUACCCCAGCACCUAUGGCACCAUGGGGCCUGCUGCCGCUCAGGGUCAGUACCUGCAGGCGGGUGGAAUGGGGCAGUGGCAGCCAACCUACCCUAGCAACUAUCAGGCGGCUUACGGGAGUGUCAACAUGCAGUGGGGUCAGGUGCCGCUCCAGCCCAGCCAACAGCAGUUCAGCCAGCAGCAGGGACUUGUCGCCUACCCCAUGCAGCAGGAGGGACGCACGGCGUCGGCCAGAAGACCACGUGACGCGGGCAGGAGAGGGUUCCUGGGACAGUGACCUUCAUGUAGACUAGCUAGCGACAUGGGCUCAACACAGCGCGGCCACGCCCCUCCCCUCUUCUCUCCGUGCCCUUUCCCUGGCCUCGGUACCUGCAGCCGUGGCGACAGAGAGCGAGUGCGGACGGCCAGCGAGGUUGCGGGUGGCCAGCAUGGAAACAGCAUGUGCAGGAUCCGACUGACCUUGUGUGUACAUAAACCAUCUGUCGUAUCUAAUGUCACUUUUCUGAAGCAUGGAGUUGUGGACUUCACAUGAUGAUGCUGUGUUUGGGGCUUGGGUUGGGUGGUGGGGGCUUGCAGAAAGUUUAUAUCUGAUGUGGGGUGGGGUGGGAACGGCGAAUCGUUUGGGGUGCGAGGGUGUUGUAUUAUAUAAUGACAUUUAUAAUGAUGAUUGUUUCUGUGUCUCGACUGGCGGUGAGGGGCUGGUUAAAUGCAAGCACUUUUCCCAUUCUGUACAUACAAAUCCAGAUGUGUAGCUAGUGUUUAGAUGUAUGACGACCAUGUGGCUCUCGGAAAAAAAUGUAUGUGGAUAAAUGACGUGUUACAAACUAUUAAAAAAACUGACAAAAUUUCAAAAAAAAUUAAUCUGGAAAUGUGUUUGUGUGUGACUUCAUGGUUUAGCCAUAUGACAAUGUCCAGUGUGUAGACUUUAGAGGACUGUUGUCGGGCAACACCGAAUGUUUUUGAAAUGUAUUUUGUCACGGACGGUGUGGCUGUAACUCGCAGUGACCAACGCGAGAAUCCACCAUGCCAACGCAGCGGCCUGGACACGCACGGACGAUCAGAGGGAAGGGAAGCUACUCCAUAGUCAUUUUUCUUUAAAUUACUGUCGUUGCAAUCCUUUAAGCCUCCUCGCGGCCAUAGAAAUCUCGUAAUCCUUUUAGGACCAUAUAAACGCCCCUUUCAAUUUUUUAGAAAAUAAAUCUUAACUGCACUUCUGAAACUGUUACCUCUAACAUUUGCAUUCCAGGACAGUCGCGAUUUUAGUGCGACCUUUUUUGGUUUAGGGGUGGGGAUGUAGGCCUGCUGAAAAUUAAAAGGCAAGACCGUUCUUAGCCAGACAAAUACGACUAAAAUGUUGCGAGUUCAGCAAGUUUUUUGAAAUUAACAAAACGUUACCAAACAUGCUUGAAUGUUUGUCUUUAUUUGUCCGCUAAGAAGGGUCUUCAUGGAGUAGCGAGUGAACCUUGUGCAUGGUCUGCAAGAAGAGUUGUGCUUGCAGGAGAGUAAAGGCGUCGGACAAAUGGAGUUUUUCUGGGUAGCACUAGAACUAACCAACCACCAUCAGCAGGCACCUGACUUCUUCUCUGUGGUGCGUCCAGGUUGCAAGUUGGCCAGAUUUUUUUAAAUAUAUAUAUAUGAAAUGUACUGCACACAAGUUCCUUCACUGUAAAUUAUGGCUCAUUGCAGCGAGGUGCAUAUUGGUUACAUUUGUUUUUGUCUGUCCUUUGUUUUCUCUCCCCCUCAACCCCGUUUGUAACAAUUUAAAUGAAAGCAGCUGUCUGCGUGAUGUACGAUAGAGAAACUAUAUUUGAUACGCCCAUGAUGCGUCGAAGUGCAUGCAUGAUCUGUGUAUGAUAAGGACAUGUCAGGCUAAAAUCCUGUUGGUCUGUGGCGCAGCGUUAAAUGGAGUCUGUCCAUGUGUGAGGUCCUUGCAUAGCCAUUAUCUCGGACGUUAUAUUGCGGUUCCUGUUCGAAUACGUACAAUUAAUUAUCUUUGCAAUGGCAUAUGUAUGGUGGCGUUUUCUUUUUAAUAUGUGCGAAAGGUGAAAACUGCUCAGACGGAUCAGGAACUGAGAUGGUUGUCGCCAGCUGGAUAGGGCUUGUCCUGCUGGAAACGGUUGCCCAUCGUCAGGGAGAGCUAAUGCCAGCCUUGUCCAAACAUUAUUGGACAACCGACAUUGUGCAUUUCAGAAAGCAGGUCCGUGCUACGCGCCCACAGCUUGUGCCGAGGCUAACUGGGUUAGGAUGGGAUCCUUGACAGUUAACUUGGACCAAGUUAUGGACGACUACAUGCUCUAGGAUAAAACCCAUAGGAGGAUCGACAAUUGUUUGCAGUUGUUAGAGGGAUGUCGCGGUAAUAGGCGAAAGGCAAGCUCGCUCGGUAGAACUUCCUUUGCCAACUUGGGAAGAGUGGCGAGGUAGAGAAAAGCGGUUAAUUCAGUGUCUGGCUCCCAGGGAGAGGGGGUGGGAACAGUGUCACCCUAUUAACUUUGACGAAUUCACAGGUAUUGAUAAAUUAUCAAAUAAUCACCUGACUGGGCUUGGAACGACACGCUGGCCCCGAUUCUUGUUGUUGCAUGUGUGCGAGUGUACAGACAAAUGGUUCAUUAUAUGGAUAUUUGUGUUGACUAUAAUGUUGAUGAUGAUGCAUUCGUUGUGUGCGAUGUUUAUUAUUACUAUUGAAGGUAUUUCUAUGCGGAAGUUGCCUGCACCUGUAGAUAUGUCAUCUUUCGCUCGCACGCUCUCUCGUUCACACACACACACAGCAUGGUAGAGUAGUUGAUCAUUACUGUAGUCUAGUAAACAUGUCAACCUGGAUCCAGUGCCCAUCGGUUCUUGGCUCGUUAUACAGUCGUCUCGCUGGUGGGCAAUGGCACCACUGAAGGUAACCAUGGUUGCGCGGUGACACGAAGGACCCUGGUCGUGCUCGGCGACUGCAGUUUGGGGGAGGGGAGGGAGAACUGGUUGUAGGUGGUAGGUUUUAGUGCUCAUCGCUCCAGCAUUGAAUGUGUGUGCCUCUGUAUAUACGUGUGACCAUGGGUAAAAUGCCACAUUUGUUUUUGUAUCCAUGCCAACGCUAUUGUCAGAACGAAUUCUCGCUGAAGAACGCGAGUACACUCUGGCUGUAGUCGUGAACCGAGAGCUACUCGUUGUCCCGGGGACAAGCGUCUUAGUUUCAUGCAGGCGUCCAGACUUGACCCCUGAGUUAGAAAGCAGUGACACUGGGGUAACAGCAAACUUUGUUCGGACAUUGUGUCCCAGCUAUGAAGACAAGUUUCUUUUCUUCCAGCGUUGACAACGACUUGCCCACGGGAGCCCGUAGUCACAAGCGAGAGUACCUAUCUGGCUUUCUCCACCUUUUUAGCAACCAGACUUCUGUACCGCGGAAUGUUCAUCAACAGGCGACUCGCGUUCACUUACAAAGAAACAUGCAAAUGUAUGUAUACCAUGGUCACACUUCCCUUACUUUCAGUUUUCAUGUUUCAGUGGGAAACUGUAACUGCUGAGUGCUGCAAUCUCUGUAUACGUACGGAAGCUGUGGCUUCUCUGUUUUUUCCUCCAAGACCGAGAAUAUGUUUGGGCGUGAUGAUUUUCUUUGUCUGGUCAUAGGACAAGUGUUUCUCUCUCUCUGAGUGCAGUAUGUCGUAUUUGUAUUUGCAACUCCUGUUGUGGUCUAACCAACAAAAAUGCAGUUUAAACGGAUGCUAUUCUUUUGUCUCAGGUCUGUGUGCACACAUCAAUGACUUUUGUAACUUUGGCACACUGUUUACUACUCACGGCUGUCUUCAGGCGUCUCGCCCUUCUUUACCUCCUGGUCAACACCUCCAAACUAGGAGCGAGGUUGAACGCUGCACCGACCUCGCUGUUACGGUCGUGUGUAAAUCCCACUGUAAACAAAUGGUAGGGGUUGUGGAAGAUUCCCAGUGGGUUGGGAAGAUUUGCCAAUUUUUGAGACAGAACUGAGGUCCUGCACACAGGAGAAGAGCGGCUAGUGCAGCGGAAAGUUUAUUAAUCGGACUAGUGACCGCUCCUAAACAUCUGUGACUAGGUACCAAGUGUUUAUUGGGAUGUAAUUGCUCUCCCUAUCUCCACCUACCCACUUUGACACGUCGACGUUUUUCUCGCGAGAUAUGGGUGGAGAGGAGGAGUGGUUGACCGGUUUUACUUAGCAUCUAAUGUUGCCCGCAGGAUUUUCUGGCCCAGUCGUUGACAGUUGGGUUGUCGAUGCUGGUGCAUGGCGGGAUCAUACUGACAUCAACUAAGGAGACAGGUGCUGAGAGAGAUGGGUGGUGACAGCCACUCGCGGUAUAAAGUGCAGAGGGAGUAUGAAGGUUGCAAUAACCUAGUAUCUCCUCCCCACCCCCAGUCCCCAAAUUAAAGUGUGAAGUCUCUACGCUCCUGUUGGUACAACAGCUGUCGUAGUGUCGCUGUGGCCUUGCGUUUAUAUGGCUGGCUGCUUACACCCAGGCCUGUUGAUGAGUUCACGGGACAUGUUUGGCUUCCCCACCCUCUCUUCUCACCCUCUUGCAGUAACCGACCUCACCCGCCGUGCCCAGUUUCUUUUUUUGGCCGCGGUCAUCGGCACGGCUUUUCCAAUAUAACAAAGGUUUGAGGAUUAAGGGAAAUUGCGACAAAAUUCCACGCGAGCGCUGAACUCGGGUCUGUUUGAUGCUUGUGCACGUGAACGGCCACUAGGUGUCCUCAUGGAGCACCUUGAAUGCCUUUUCUGUAGGCUGUCAAACCGUUUUGCAUCGGGGUUGUUUUUGUUUUGUUUUUUCCUACAGCGUAGACCUCUGGGCAGAGUCACUUUGUUCUGAAGAAAAUGAGGGGUUGGGGUGGUCUUAGAAGCGAUUUUUUUUCUUGUUUGCUCAUUCUUGCAUAACCAACCCAGAUACCUUUAAGUUCAUCGUUUGGCCGCAGUAACAUAAGCAGUUUUCUGUAUCACCACCUUCACCAUCACCUGCUGCUUUGACCGCCCAACAGCCUCACAUGUCUUACCUGGCAGGUUUUGGUCCCCUCCCCCGUGCUGUGAGGUUGACGGGAAACUAAAGUUGUGGAGAGAAGUUAGAACACCUUCCUUGCGGCGUUUUCUCAGUAGUCUCUGUAUCUGUACUAGCCGUUAUGUUUUGUUCAUUUGGCACGUUGCUGGUAAGCCAACCCUCUCCCCUCUUGUUUCCAAGUGACUGUGCCAAGACAAGGUUGUAUAUAUACUAGGAGCAAAAGGGAAAAAAGAGACGAUGAAAAUGAUAAUCUGUUUGGCGUUGGAGAUUAAAAACCAGAUUUCUACCAUG